Ambispora leptoticha is the source of this 239-nucleotide messenger RNA. The record is from the annotation of a GenBank genome assembly. Lineage: Eukaryota; Fungi; Glomeromycota; Glomeromycetes; Archaeosporales; Ambisporaceae.
GUAAAGAAAUAAACUUCACGGUGGAAGAAGGAAAGAAUGGCACUAAUCUAUUAGUAGAUUAUGUAAUGGAACAACCUCGGCUUUUAAACUUAGAAUGUAGUAAACAAGAAAUUACGGCUUUUUUAGAAGAUGGACGAAAAUUAAGUGUCCCUACUACUUGGUUUACUAGAUUACGCAAAGCCACUUUAAAACAAUUAAAAAACUACCGCAUUUUACCGGAUGCUUACCAUAUUCACUGA